Messenger RNA from Penicillium chermesinum, 225 nucleotides. RefSeq lists its product as uncharacterized. Lineage: Eukaryota; Fungi; Ascomycota; Eurotiomycetes; Eurotiales; Aspergillaceae. The record is from RefSeq and is a predicted model, not a curated record. The transcript has a single exon. The coding region runs from base 1 to 225 and encodes 74 amino acids.
AUGGGCAUUAUCUGCUGCCCCCUGACUCGCUACCACUUUGGCGGGAUGCAGUCAGACUGCUCCACUUGUGGCAGCUCCCACCACAUGGGAAUUAUCGAACCGUACCUGUGGUUCACUGGCCAUGCUCAGUAUCAUGAUCCCGUUUCGGCCUAUCAAGGUCGGCUGAGGGACAUACGCCUCGCGCUAAAAGGGGGGAAGGACAGAGAGGACCUCAGAGGCUCAUGA